This is a messenger RNA of Zingiber officinale, 3534 nucleotides long. RefSeq lists its product as uncharacterized. The record is from RefSeq and is a predicted model, not a curated record. Lineage: Eukaryota; Viridiplantae; Streptophyta; Magnoliopsida; Zingiberales; Zingiberaceae. The transcript has 5 exons. The coding region runs from base 112 to 1815 and encodes 567 amino acids.
GACAAAAACAUGAGCUAACGAAACCACUUCCGCUUCCUCUUUUUUCCCUUUGUUUUUCCUUUCCCUUCCGCCGCUCGUCUCAACCGCCAACCACCCCCCUUUCUCUCCGCCAUGGCCGGCGACGCCGAGAGAAUGGCGGCGCUCAAGAGGGCGUACGCGGACGUCAUCCUGAACACAGCGAAGGAGUCGGCCAUCAGGAUUUUGGCGGCGGAGCGCCGGACGCUACAGUGGAAGCAGAGCUCGUCGCUCGUCAAGGAAGAUUCUGUUGCCCUAAUUCUUCGACUCAAGGCUCUCAUGGACUCUAGGAUUAAAGAGACAGAAUCAGUAAACUUAUCACAAGCAACAAGAAUUCGAGAGCUUGAAGUUCAGCUCCGUGAGGCGAACCAUACAAUUCGUCGUCUAAAUUCUAAACUGCAGAAAGUUAGUUCUGAACUGGAGAAUCAGAAGAGUGAUAAAAGUGAGUCUCUACAAGGUAAAGACACAGAUGAUCGCAUCAUUUCGCAGACAAAUAACCCUGAUGAAGCUGCAUCGAGUCAGGAAACUGUACCUCAUAGCACCUAUGCUAAAUAUUCAAACCAAAAGGAGCCUACAAAAGAUUCAACUGCAUCUGAUGAUUCUACUGGCACUCCUGAUUUAGUGUCCUUGAUAUUGAGAAACAAGGAGCCAGAGCCUUUUAGGAACGGUUGUACUCAGCGGAUACGUGCAUUGGAACGAAAUGUAUUGACUGAUAGAGAUCUGCCUGCUGAAAGACAUGCCCUGAACUCUAAUGUAAAGCAAGAAGCUGCAAUAUGUGAGAAUGAACUAGAUGAAAAAUACUGGCUUGGAGACCCAAUCCUGGCAGCCGAAAUGCUAAUAGAGGUUGCAAAAUCACUUGAUUCAGAAGAAGCACAACAAGGAAACAAAUCUGAAAUCAACCAGAAAGGUAAGUUUUCCAGUUGGCGUUCUCCAUCAGAAGAAGCACAACAAGGAAACAAAUCCAAAAUCAACCAGAAAGGUAAGUUUUCCGGUUGGCGUUCUCCAAGAAGAAGAAGAGCUAGAAAGCUCCUCACAAAAAGCUGCAGUACUUCUCAUGAAACUGAAGAUCAUGAACAACCAGACAUUAGUAAUACUAAAAUUGCUGGAAAAACUGGCAUGCCCAUGACUUGUGAAAGGCAGGGGCAAAGAAAUGCAGAUACUACAUGUUCAGAUGAGGCUUCUGUCGAAAAUAAAAUAACUUCUGUAGACAGAAAUAUGAAGUUGAAUGAGUUCCCCGAUCAUGUAAUCCCUGCAAUUUUGAACACCGGCAGAAUAAUGACCAGGCGAAGUAUGAAACUGCAUAAUGUCAACAGUUCAAAUGCUGGUCAAGUAAGCAUUGAAAACGAUCAAGUUGCACUAACCACACAUGACUGUGAAGAAGGCUAUCCUUUAGAUGGAGCCAUUAAGGAGGAUGCCAUUGAGUGCGAAACAAUGUUGAAGACACCAGAUCAUACAAUAACUGGGUAUUCAGAUACUUUAGUAUUAAAAGGAAACGAUCAAAAGAUUGAUACUCCCUCCACUGAUUUUUGUUCUAAAGAUGAAGAACCUUGCAAAUCAAGUAGGCUACCUGCUGAAGUUGGAAAUGACAGAAUUGUAAAAUAUACUUUUAAGAGGACCAGAAAGAGGGGAUCUCCAGAUAACAAGAACAAAGAUAUUUAUUUAGAAGGAAAUAAGAAAUUGAGAAAAGCAGAUAAAGAAAGUGCCUUGCAUGAGAAACCAGACAAGAUAAUGGAGUCAACCAGAGACAGUAGGAGGCUAGCACAAGUUGCUCGUCAGGAAUUGCUUCAAUCCCUAGUGUAAAGGAGCAAGAAUACUUACUACUAGUGUAAAGGAGCAAGAGUGCUUACUUUACAACCUAGGUGGAGAAGCAACGUCACAUAAUCAUGUUUUAAAUGAAAAGAAGGAUGAAGUAAAAAAGGAGUAUACCAAAUAAUCUGCAGCAUUAGACUCAACCAUUCAGUUACUUACUGAGAGAGUUUGUCGCAAGUUUCAAAAUUCUCGGAUGGUUGGGAACACCAAGGAUGGAGUACUACUGUUACAGGUGAUGAUAGGAUAAAAGAGAAGGUGAGAACAGUCUCUUGCAAAGCAGGGUAAGACUGCGUAGGAUAGAUCCUUCCCUGAGAUCUCGCAUUGGCGAGAGUUUCGUGCACCGGGCCCUCCUUAGGAGAGUAUAAAAGAGAAGUGAGGAUAAGGGGGGAACAAUUUGAUAAAAUUUGCUUGAUUAUUGAUGUAAAAUAUAUGUAGUCAGCUAUAAAUUAAUUUGAUCUUCAACUCUACAUGACUAUUUAACUGAAGGAAUCUAAUAAAACUAGGACAAUUGUACAAUAACUGUUUCUAAUACUUUUUUCCAUGGUGUACAGACAUCAUUGUAGAAUUAAUUAAAUUAUCCUAAAUAUACUUAAAAAUGAAAAUAGCUAUUUUUUAUAUAUAUAUUUUUAGUUUUUCUUACAUGAGAAAGGAUGACUUAGCCUUUUUCCAGGUACAUAUUGAUUUCAAGAACUCUAAUAUAAGAAUUGUGGCACGCAAUACAGCUUGUACAAUCAAUGCAUUUCUGCAUUCUCCAAGACUAUAUCUUCUACCUGGUUCUUGUAAUUAGUAUGGGCGGUUUGUUGCAGUGUAUGACUCGCUGCAAACUAGUGAGACCUGCAGCAGUAUGACAAUGCAUUAUUAGAGUACUAAAUUCAUGUAGAGUUACGAAUAUGGUUAUCGCGUAAAAAGAGAGUUUUAUAUGACGUAUAGUCUUCAUCUACCAGUGUGAAGCAAGCAAAUAUGUUGGCCUGAACGUGUUUAGUAAUUAGCCCGUAUGAUCUCUGUGAAAUACAUGAUGCCUAAGGGAUAACUUAGAAAAAUAGAACUUGUAUUUGCACACUUAGUUGAUAAGUAGUGUUUCACAUGGUUGAAUGGUGAAGGAAAGAGCAAGGAAAAUGUGACUACUGUGAAGCUUCUUAACAACUAAGCUUGAUAGAUAUAGCUGUUUUGUCAUACUAUAUGUCAUAUGGAAAGCAAGGUUCAUAUUUCGUUCCAAGCCAUUGGAAUGAAACACUAUCAAGUUGUUUCGCCUGUGUUGACACCAGUGUAUUCAAUAGCGGCGAAUAGCGCGCUACGACCAGCGAAUGCUGCAGAGCGUUCGCUGAAUCGCAAUUGUCCCGAAUAGCCCACGCUAUUCAGGACAAAAGCGUCGAUAGCGCACAUAGCGUGCGCUAUCAUGCCCUAGCGCCCUAUAGCGGGCGCUAAAAUUACAAAUUGCUUACCAAUAGCUAGGGCAAAGGUGAGUCGAAUCGUGACUGUGGCAGAGGCGAAGGUAGGGCAGACUGCAGAGGCGACAGGCGGCGAUCGGCGAGCAGCGAGCGGCGAGCAGUGACCUGUGAGUGGUGGCGAGGGACAGCGAUUGGAGGUAAGCUUUUCUCCUUCCUUUCAUUUUCUUCGUUUAGGUUUUCCUUCUCGUUUUUUUUCUCGAAGGAGCAAAAACGAUUUCGCGAUUUCCAGAAGUCGGGCAUCUGGAUCGAUCCAGCGAUCGAU